UUGUGUUUGGGGUAGGUAAUGAUUUGAGAUUGGAUGAGCCAGUCUCCUUCAUGGAACCUCUCCGUGCCGACAGCGCGAUCGAAUGGACGACGACGUCCUUGCAAGAAGGGCAUCGGCAAGAACUGCUGGGCACCAUCGUGCGCGUCCAUCGCUUGGGCAAAGGCCUUUCCUUCGUCCACCUUCAAGGCGAGGACGGAACACCACCCACCAUCGUGACCUUCGAGGCUGCGGUCUAUGCCUCCACGUCGGACUCCGCGAUCCCGAAGCUUCGAUGUGGGCAGCCUUUGGGGGUGCUGGUGGAGAUGCAAUGGCGAGAGCACAUCCAACGCUGGCUAAAGACUGUGAUCACUGCCUGGGUUCCGGAGAAUCUCCCAGGCCAAACUGUCAUGCCGCUGUCCUCACCGCCCAACGGCCAGCAUGGCCGGAGGAAAGGCUUGGCUGCGUGUGCUGGAUGGGUGCGAUGUCCCUUAUGUCCGUCUUCAGGGCGUUGCUUCAACCGCGGAAGUGGCUUCAAGCAGCACCUGGCCUCGCUGCAUGCAGACGAGGCAGACCGCGACUUUGAGACCUGGGCUGCUGCAGUCGCUACACUGGCGGACUCUCAGGGCAUCUUUCCCACCAGAGGAGGCGGCGUUCGAGGUCCCAGCGGUCCCACACGCGAAACGCCCGGUCGCGCCGCUGGAGCAAAGCACCAUGUUCUGCCGACCGGGCUGAUUGCAGCGCGAGAUGGAGAUGCGGCUGCAUUGGAAGCACAGCUGCUUGCAGGAUGGCAUCCAUUUGCUGUAGGCCAGCAGGAUCAUAACGGCUCCAGUGCAUUGGAUUGGGCAGCCGGAGGAGGUCACCUGGAUUGCGUGAAGCUGCUGUUGCCCUUGGCCUCCAACGUGCAGGUCUGCCGCCGCGACGGCCGGUCACCCCUCCACUGGGCUGCACGCUUUGGGCGCUUGGAGAUGUGUCGCUUCUUGCUGGAGGUGGGCUUAGGCCGUGUGGAGGACCGUUCCGCUGACGGCACCUCCCCAAUGAUGUUGGCGUGCUUCGGUGGUCACAUCGAUGUGGUCGAGCUGCUGGUGCAGAGUCGAGCAGACCUCUUUGCUCGGAACAGCUUCGACUGUGACGCUGGACACUUUGCUGGACUGGGCGGGAGCAUCGAGGCCUGUCGCUGGCUGAGCGAGCACGGCAUGUCGCUCCUGCGCCCACAGUGCUCCGGGCAUACGGUGUUGCACAAAGCGGCGGAAAGAGGUCACUUGCCACUGGCUUCCUUCUUGAUUUCCAGCUUUGGUGAGGAAGACUUGAAGGCCCUCCGCAGUCUGUGCCCCUUGGGGAGUGACAUGGAAAGCCUUUGGCACAAAGCCCACCUUCCAUCUGCCAUCGCACGCAAGCAUGGCCAUUCGGAGUGCGCCCGGGAGCUUGAAAAGCUCGCCUUCUAAGACCACUCGGAGCUGGACGGUCCGGUACGUAUAUAUUUGAGACUAGCGGAAUUUGGAUGAUCGUUCGAGCAGAUGACCCGGAUACUGUUCGUCCCCGGAUUCGACUGAAAACGGAAGAUGUUGGGGGAAGAGUCAGGCUGGAUCAAAGCUGCUGCUCCGGACCAUUGAUGCUCUCAUUGCUGCAAAGUGGAUGCCACGAUGCGAUACGAUGCGCUGAGGUUGCUGGAAUCAAUCACCCAUGCAGAGAAAAGCUAGGAGAUGUAACUCAUUGUAACUCAUGUUGCUGCGAAUCUCUGAUAGGAUUUCCUUUCUUGAAUGUGCAUGGGCAACAGCAAACAGAGUGAAUUCUGUUUCGCUCAGAAGAGACUUUGGCACUCGAGGAUGAGUCUAGAUCAUUCCAGAAGCAGGGAUGUGCACGGCGAAAAAGGACACCCAAAUCGACGGAGCAGAGGUGUGCUUGGCUUGGAGCAGAGUGGUCUUUGGCACGUCGUGUUGAUCCCAGAUGUAUCUUCUACAUCUACAUCCCAGAAGAUCCCACUUUAAGUGGUACAAGUCGUCCCGUAUAUACUCGGCGAAUCUCGGCACAAAGGUAUCUUCUGGAUCUCCUCCUCAGUACAGCGCACGUUCGGCUUUGGUCAUUUGGGUCGCUGCCCGUCCUAGUCUUCCCAGCUGAGUUCAGCGAUGACAUCGCUACGAUGAAUCAACAGGAAGAGAACAUGGUUUGUUUGGACCUGACAACAUCAGGAUUGAUGGUUUUUGGGUCCUGCUUUGUGGAGAUGGGAUGAGAAGCGGAGAAGCACACUUCUUUGCUGACAUCACCUGACUGUCUUUCCGGCUGCUGUGACCCCAGGAACAGCUUCACCCUUGACUUCAAGCGAUGGCUCAUGUGUGCUUCGUUGACUGGAGUGUAGACAGGUGUGUGUAUAGGACGAAGUCUGACUAACCUCUGUUUUGAUAGGACGAAGACCAGAUAUUUUGGAUAGUUGUUCCUCCAAAACAGGGUCACUCAGGCGACGUCGGUAGAUACAGGAAGAUAGCACUCCAUGGGACUGGCAUAGGACUGUCGCCCCAAAAAGGGGUGGUUGAAAAGGGGUCAAUGUGGCUGUAUUCCAUACAUAGAUGGAGUCGUUGGAACAAUUAUUCUUGCGGAUUUUUGUUGAGCACCCUGCAUGAUUCUCAUCGUACAACCUCAUCAGCCUACAUGACUGGUCAAUCUGGUCCAGUCAUUCCGAAUUCCCCAAUGGAAAUCAUUACAUUCAACCUUUAAGUGCGAGACCUAUGUUUCUACAUGUUUCUACAAAGGGAAACUACACUGAGUGCGGGUUUGUACAAGGCGCCGGCAAGAAACACAUUCCAUUUGCCUUCGCCAUUCGAAAACUAAGCGGAACCCAGCUGCUCGGUUUGCCUGAGGUCACAGCGAUGUAGAGUGGCCG
Molecule: messenger RNA, 2854 nt
Organism: Durusdinium trenchii
Lineage: Eukaryota; Dinophyceae; Suessiales; Symbiodiniaceae
Source: the annotation of a GenBank genome assembly